GAUCUGUUUAUUUACAUUCAUUUUGGCCUGAGAAGAUGAAAAUGUUGCUGCUACUGGAUAUAAUAAUUUAUGGCAUCCUAUUUAGCAGAACAUGGAAAAUGAAAAGUUUGCUACUACUUAAAAUACUACUUCAUGGCAUCCUGUUUAGCAGCACCUGGGCCUGGUCAGUACACAUGCCAUCAAGCAUUUCUGGUCUACACAAAUCCUGCCUUGUUAUACCAUGUACAUUCUCCUAUUCAUACUAUCCACCCUAUAACCCUUAUCGGAUAGUGUGGUAUCAGUAUGUUGACCGUGGAUAUCCUCUAGUGCUUGACAGUUGGAACCCUUAUUCAGUGAUUGAAAGGUACAGAGGAAGAACCAGCUUAUAUAAAGGAACAUAUAGGGACUGCAGUCUACUGAUUAAAGACCUUAGAUAUUCCCAUGAUGGAGACAGAAUAUAUGCUUGGAUCGACCCGGAAAAUGUUGGAUGGAGAACUUACAAAUUCUAUGAUGUCACUACACUAAUUCAUGUUCAAUCGUCUGCACCAAAGCCCAUAGUUGACAUCUCUGGAGGUUAUAAAGUUGAUGAAAAAAUUACAGUUCGAUGUAUAACACAUCACACCUGUCCUAAACAUGCCCCCUCUCUAAGUCUGAGUGGGAUACAAAAAACAUCUGACAGUUUGACAGACUACCCUAUUGGUAAUGGCAAUUGGAAAAUCACGCUAACGCGCGAUGGGGUUGUCGAGUCAGAAAUGCACCGAGUUGAUUGUUCUGUUACACACAGUGGUGGGCUCUCAGCAUCCACUACCAAAAUACAUAAUGCAGAGUGUUCCAUUAAUCAAGCCCAGAUUACUCCUGACUCAAACACAGAGUUUCUAGAGGGUGUGGAACAAGACAUUGUUUGCUCUGUUACAUACAUGUGCUCCAGUGCCCGGCCUCAAAUUACUUGGAACGAUGGAAUCUUAAAUGGAAUUAACACUUACAUUCGCAAGCAGGGAAUAAAAUAUGAAGCUAGAUCUACAUUAAAGUUUAAAGCAAAGGCUGAUGAUCAUAGGAAGACCAUUACCUGCCAAACAAACUUUAAAGGGAUGGUUCAAAGAGUGAAAAUUACUUUAAGAGUCAAGAGUGAGUAUGAGUUUCUGGGGUUAAGGACUUUUUAG
Molecule: messenger RNA, 1139 nt
Organism: Clarias gariepinus (North African catfish)
Lineage: Eukaryota; Metazoa; Chordata; Actinopteri; Siluriformes; Clariidae
Product: myelin-associated glycoprotein-like
Exons: 5
Coding region: 36-1139 (367 amino acids)
Source: RefSeq, a predicted model, not a curated record